AUGGCAGUCGCCGCGCCUCGCAGCGUCCCUCUCGCUGCAGACACCGCGCUGGCCGGCCGCUACCGCUGCACCUCCUCACCCGUGCCGCGCGUCGCGCUCUCCGCUGGCCCCGCCGGCGCCUCCUCCAGAAGGCUGAUCUCGCGCCGCUCGCGCAUUUGCCUCGCAGCCGCCCGCGCGAUCUCCGCUGCAGCGCCGGCCGACGGAGCCACACGGCUAUGUGGGGAGAACGCGCAAGGGCGCGAGCCAGAAAGUAGCGCGCGCGCUUCCGUUGCCCUUCCAGGCGGCCGCGCGGCAGGCGCGCAUGACGAUGAUGGCAGCGAGGGCGCGCAGCCUCUUUCCUCGGCCGCGCCUCUCCUUCCUCCCGCAUCGUUCGCUGCCUUCCUCUCCCUCGCUCUCCCCCCUUCCGCCAUCGCCCUCACCUUCUCCGCCUUGACGCCUCCCGCCGUGGCCGCAUCCCUGCUUCCCCCUUUGCCUGCCCCGCUCGCCGCAUCCGCCGUCGCCGCGCUGCCCCUCCCCGCGCUGCCCCUCCCCGCGCUCCCCCUAGCGGCGCUGGACCUCUCCGCGGCGUGGGACGCCGUCGACGACGCGCUCUUCGCCGCGGCGCACCUGUCGGACCGCCUCGUGUCGCUGGAGCUCGCGUCGCUGUCGCCCGCGAGCGUCGCCGUGCUGUUCGCGGCGGGCGUGGCGACGUCGCUGACGCCGUGCACGCUCUCCGUGCUGCCGCUCACCGUCGGCUACAUCGCCGGCUUCCAAUCCGCCAAGCCGCGCGCCCUCAUCGCCGCUGACGCCGCCUGCUUCGCGCUCGGCCUCGCCGCCACGCGCGCCGCCAUGGGCGUCGCGGCGGCGCUCGCGGGGCGAGCGUACGGGCAGGCGGCGGGGGGCGGCGCAGGGGACGCGGUGGCGGGGGUGCUGCCGGUGGUGGCGGGGGGCGUGGCGGUGGCCAUGGGACUCAACCUGCUCGGCCUGCUGCCCCUCCGCCUCCCCUCCGCGUUCGGCGGCUUCGACGCCAAGCAGGCGGCGGCGCGCCUCCCCAGUGCCGUGCAGAUGCUCCUCGCGGGCGCCGCCUUUGCCUUCGUGGCGUCGCCGUGUGCCACGCCUGUGCUGGCGUCACUGCUGGCCUACGUGGCGACCACCGGGGUGAGUGCAGCGAUGGAGGGGUGGAUGGAUGUUACUACUGCUCCUUCUCACCACUUGUACAGCUGCUUUCCCCCUGCUGCAUCGCAGACGUGUGCGCAGCACCACCGUGGUGCACGCUUGUUGAGGAGCACCGCCUUUAUCCCUCCUUGUCCCUGGACUGGACCUCUCUGUCUCACUCCUGCUACCGUGCCCCUCACUUCACCCCCUCUCCAUGCUAUCCCCCCCAUGCCAUGGCAGGACGCGGUGUUGGGGGGAGCGCUGCUGCUGGUGUACACGCUGGGCUUCGUGUCGCCGCUCAUGCUGGCAGCCGCCUUCACAGGCGCGCUCAAGCGCCUGCUGGCACUCAGGCAGCACGCGCUGUGGAUCAACCCCGCCAGUGGCGCCCUGCUGCUCGCCUCCGGCACCUACGCCCUCCUCGACCACACAUUCCCAGAUGCCUCCUCACUGCCCUUCACCUCGCUCUAG
This is a messenger RNA of Closterium sp. Yama58-4, 1602 nucleotides long. The record is from the annotation of a GenBank genome assembly. NCBI's taxonomy places the organism in Eukaryota, Viridiplantae, Streptophyta, Zygnematophyceae, Desmidiales, Closteriaceae.